ACUGAGUCCUACAGAGUCCUUUCCACCAAAGCUUGAUUUAUUCUUCCGAAGCAAUUUGUCUUGAAACGGGAAACAUAAACUCAAUUCUUUCCCGCAUGAAUUUGAUCGACAACAUACUUUGGAAAGAAAAAACAACUCUGCAAAUUAUCAAAGUUGGGCGGGAAAGUUUGAAUGCCAAAAGUCACAGAGUCUCAGCAUAGCCUGAUUGGAUCGGCACCCUUAUUACCACUUCUUCCGGAACAAAAGUACGUUGAGGUCAAAGCACAAUGUAGAAAACGGCGUUCAAAAAAAGUAGAUAUAAGGAACACAAAUCGUUGGAUUGGUUCAACUUCCACAACAAAGAGAGACAGGGACAUUUUAGAAGAGGAGGAAGUCUUCAACUUACUGCAAGCGUUUAGAAAGUACUUUCCAGAACCACCAAGCAACUUGAAAGCUCAACAAAUUAUAGAAGUAAGUUAGAAUACCUGUUUGCUUUCUGGUCACUU
This is a messenger RNA of Galdieria sulphuraria, 485 nucleotides long. RefSeq lists its product as uncharacterized. The transcript has a single exon. Lineage: Eukaryota; Rhodophyta; Bangiophyceae; Galdieriales; Galdieriaceae. Bases 172 to 459 code for a protein of 95 amino acids. The record is from RefSeq and is a predicted model, not a curated record.